Cooperia oncophora is the source of this 594-nucleotide messenger RNA. The record is from the annotation of a GenBank genome assembly. Lineage: Eukaryota; Metazoa; Nematoda; Chromadorea; Rhabditida; Trichostrongylidae.
AUGGGAAGGCCUCCACUGAAUAAGACUAUGGAGGAUCUUUGCGCUUCGGCACCUUGUGUUCAUGGAUUGUGUGUGGACACGCUUUUCGCUCGUCGUUGUGUUUGUGAUGAAGGCUGGAGUGGAGAGAAUUGCGAUGUGAACAUCGAUGAUUGCGCUUCACAACCAUGUCAGAAUGGAGGAACAUGCACUGAUGAGGUCGCUGGAUUCUCCUGUUCAUGUCCAGCUGGCUACCGAGGGGUGCAUUGUCAACAUCUGGUCGACCACUGUGCUACAUCUCCUUGUAGGAACAACGCCACCUGCACGAAUCUUGGACCUUCAUAUCACUGCGCCUGUCCGUUAGGCUUUGAUGGAACCCACUGUGAACACAAUAAGGAUGAAUGUGUCCAAGGACGUUGCGAUAAGAAAGGAACUGAGUCAUGCGAAGAUGGCAUCAACUCGUUCACCUGCGUAUGCAAACCAGGUUAUAGUGGCGAUUUUUGUGAAAUAAGAGUUGAUCAGUGUGCAUCGUCUCCGUGCAUGAAUAAUGGAACGUGCUAUGAUGAAGGUGGAUCGUUCAGAUGUGAAUGUGCGAAUGGAUGGACAGGAGAGACGUGA